This is a messenger RNA of Daphnia pulicaria, 958 nucleotides long. RefSeq lists its product as uncharacterized. NCBI's taxonomy places the organism in Eukaryota, Metazoa, Arthropoda, Branchiopoda, Diplostraca, Daphniidae. The record is from RefSeq and is a predicted model, not a curated record. The transcript is spliced from 4 exons. Bases 227 to 610 code for a protein of 127 amino acids.
GCUUUGAUUAAUAUUCUAUUUACCGGUGCUAUUUGCAAAGCAACGGUUUCGUUCUUAUUUAAUGUCCGCUUUGUAGCCCUUUUUUAAAUGCCCGAGCAAUGCUCAGUCUUAACCCAUCCUCCCUAUUUUCUGGCCUGUUAGCGCGCGCCACCAAGCGGACACGGCGAAACUAGUACUUCCCCCUUCAUGGUGUUCACAUGAGGCGGCAAAGGCAGACAAGAUAUAGAUGCAAAGAAGAGAUAGGCAAUUGUAUCAAGGAUUUUUACCAAUAUUUUCAGCCCCAGCGGUUUUUCAUCCUCCAUUGUUAUCGUCGCAACUCGCAAAUCCAGUUCAGAGAGGCAUGGCAGAUCAAAUUCCGAGAUACCAUGACAACAAUUCACCUGGUGUCACAAACCAAGUUAACACUUUCAAUCAGAACAAUUCACCUGGUGUGUCAAACCAUAUGCUCAACAUGGAUGCGAACAGCUCACCUGGUGUGGCAAACCAGGCUGAGAGACUAGAUGACAAUGGGAAUCUGUCUGUUCUUCGAACUGCUCACCAGUUGCUUCUGUUUAGCGACCAAACUCAAAAGUCAUUGGAUGCACAUCAGCUUGCCAUUUAUUUAGGAUGAACCUGGUAGAGACGGAGGAGAUCCCGAUGAUUGGGACCAAACUGUUCAUACUAUUCCCGCUGUGGAUGUCGCUGCUUUUCGUUGUCCAUUGACUGCUGAGCAGUUAUUCGAGAUGGAGAGGCGCAUCAGAAAAGAACAGAUUGAUGUCUUAAGUUUACAAAUUAAAUACUAGAAAGUGAAAAAUUAUGUUUUGAACUCAAUUGGUUAACUGAGCCCUUUUUAUUUGCCUUUCUAACACUUCUCACUCUGCCAACUCAUUCCAAUACGUGUCGAAAUUGGCUGUUGAUGUGUCCACUUGCUGGUUCAUGUGAAAGACAAUAAAAAGCGUAACGAUAGGUCUUAACGUUA